GCCGUACACGAUCGUCGACACGUGCGUUUCUGCGGUUUCCGCUAAUAGGCAUAUUUUUUAAGUGAAAUUAAAGUAUGCUAGUAACUAUUUCAGGCGGAAAGUGAAAAUGGUUAAAAAAUCGUCAAAUUUUAGGACUAAGUCCAGAAAAAUUACACUAACUGGUGCUAAAACACUCCCGGAUGCCUCGUGGAAACAGGUAAAGCUUAGCGGGCCAGUGAUCUCAGACGAUGGAGGCGACCUGGCCGGGUUGAUUGGUUUGGAAAUUCUAGAAAGUUACGACCGAUCGCUAGUCAAAAAAGAUAAGAAGAAAGUAAAGAACGACUCUGAUGAUGACAAAGGUGAACAGUCUAAGCAAAAAUCCAAGCGAAAACGGAACAAUUCUGACAGUAGUAGCGACGAGGACACAAAAAUAUAUUCCAGGAAUGAGAGACGCGGAAAAAAUGGGCAUCAAGUGAGCACAGUACCUAGUGAUUCGGACGAAGAUUCCGACUUUGAUGAUAAACAUCGCAAACAAAAAUCAAAAAUCGAGCCGAAAAAAGCAAAACGAGCAGCUGUCGGCGAAGAGGAUGUAUCGUUUCCUGGUAAGUUUGUUCUGCUGAAGAAGCCAAUUGAUGUUACCAACAAAAGCCAAAAAACAAACAAGAAACGAAACAGUAAGAAAUCAAAUCGGAAAACCACUUCUGUGACAACUAUUGAUGCUAGUGCUUAUUCCGUAACGGAAUAUUUUCAAUGGACCGAGUUGGGUGUAUCGGAACCAAUUAUCCGCGCCCUGGCUGACAGAGGUUUUCGUAAUCCAACGGAAAUUCAAAAACUUUCCCUGCCGGCUGCCAUUAUGGGGAAUCGUGACCUACUCGGUGCAGCAGAAACGGGUAGCGGAAAAACUUUGGCAUUUGGUAUUCCACUUUUGGAGGGUAUCAUGAAGCUCAAAGAAACUGGGCAAACGUCUGCAAAAAUACCAGUGAAUAGGAAGGAACCAGAAGAUUCUCGCAAGGGACACGAAUUAACACCACCUCCGGAAGAGCUGGAAUAUUACCCGGAUCCAAUCGUUGCUGAGGCAGACGUUGGCAUGACGAAUGGCCUAGAGAAGGUACAGCAAAAUAAGCCUCUUUACGCGCUAAUAAUAACACCGACGCGUGAGCUGGCUGUCCAAAUUAAUGAUCAUUUAAAAGCGGUCGCCAAGUACACGGGAAUUCAAAUAGCCACCGUAUUCGGAGGACUGGCCACCGUCAAGCAGGAAAGAAUACUAAAGAAAUGUCCCGAGAUUGUUAUCGCCACCCCCGGUCGGCUUUGGGAACUUAUUCAGAGUGGAAAUCCACAUCUCGGUAAAGUAGGGGAAAUUCGUUUCUUAGUCAUCGAUGAAACGGACCGGAUGCUCGAAAAGGGUCACUUCGAUGAGCUUAAGCAACUGCUGGAAAUGAUCAAUCAAGACGAGGAAACUACCAAACUUAGGAGAAAUUUCGUCUUUUCUGCUACGCUUACGAUAGAUCACGAUUUGCCAGAGAAGCUACGGUUAAAGUCUAAAAACAAAAAUCUUCAAAUCACCAAGGAAACUCCUGGCCAGCGGCUAAACAAUCUGAUCCAAAUAAUCGGAAUGACCAACCCGAAAGUAGUGGACAUCACUCAGCAACACGGAACGGCUUACAGUCUUAUCGAAUCGCGAAUCCUUUGCAAGGCGGAGCACAAAGAUUACCACUUAUUCUACUUCCUCCGACGUCACCCAGGACGUACGCUUGUCUUCUGUAACUCGAUCGAAUGUGUUAAACGACUUGUUUCGCUGUUUGGUUAUCUGAACUGCGAUCCGCUCAGCUUGUUUGGAAGCAUGCAACAACGUCAACGAUUGAAAAAUCUUGAACGUUUCACCCAGAAUCCAACUGCUUUGCUGAUUGCGACCGAUGUUGCGGCUCGUGGUUUGGAUAUUCCCAACGUGGAUCACGUUAUUCACUAUCAGGUUCCAAAAACGACGGAAAACUAUGUGCACCGUUCCGGCAGGACGGCUCGCGCCAGUAAGGAGGGCAUCACUGUGUUGUUAAUUGGAGCGGAUGAAGUGAAGGAUUACGUCAAGUUGAACCAGAAUCUUGGCAGGACCGAAGAUUUACCCAUGUAUCCAAUGUCCGAACGGAUGAUGAAGCAGAUUAAGGAGCGUGUUAAUCUGGCACGAGAUAUAGAGCGCAUGGAUUUGCAUCAGAGACGAAAUAAUGAAACGCAAAGCUGGGAAGAGAAGGUAGCGAAAGAAUUCAUGAGUGAUUCGGAUUUAGACAGUGAACAAGAGGAAGAACGGAAAUUGGCAAAAAGUAAGGAAAAACGACAGAUGAAGGCGAGGCGUUUAGAGCUAAGUAGACUGCUUGCCACGCCGAUCAUAAUGGAUCGGGUGAUGAUGAAAUUUCCCACUUCUUCUAUGACAGAUAGUUUCCCAUCCCAAAAGGAACAGUCUGCUAUCAAUUUAGUUCGACAAGUAGCCGAAGAAAAUAUUCAGCUAAAAAAACAGCGAAACAAGAAACGGAAGAGAAAUGAUUAAUCAAUACUUAUGAAAAUGUAUCCUUAGAUUAUAUUUUGUAAAACAACGUAA
This is a messenger RNA of Topomyia yanbarensis, 2566 nucleotides long. RefSeq names its product ATP-dependent RNA helicase DDX24. Bases 107 to 2515 code for a protein of 802 amino acids. The transcript has 5 exons. Gene Ontology annotation, cellular component: nucleolus. NCBI's taxonomy places the organism in Eukaryota, Metazoa, Arthropoda, Insecta, Diptera, Culicidae. Gene Ontology annotation, molecular function: ATP binding; nucleic acid binding; RNA helicase activity. The record is from RefSeq and is a predicted model, not a curated record.